GAGGCCGAACAGGCUGAGCGUGAACGUCAAGAGGAGGCGAGCAAGCAGAAGAAGGCCGCAGAGGAGCAGGGAAAACAUGAUCGGCAAGCAGAGCAGGAGCGGUCCCAAGUCGCAUUUACAGGCGCAAUCAAGACCAAAAAAUUGGACGAGUUAUGCGAUAUAGCUGCGGCCUUGCGAUUACCAGAGACUGGACUUAAGGCAGAGUUGCUCCAGCGAAUCGUGCAGUUCUUCGACGGCCAACCAGAACUCAAGAAAAACCAGCGGUAUGAGGGUUUAUUUAAUCCCUCUCGUUCUCGCAGG
This is a messenger RNA of Suillus bovinus, 300 nucleotides long. RefSeq lists its product as uncharacterized. Lineage: Eukaryota; Fungi; Basidiomycota; Agaricomycetes; Boletales; Suillaceae. The transcript has a single exon. The record is from RefSeq and is a predicted model, not a curated record. The annotation marks the transcript as partial.